CCUCUCUCCAGACGCUUCUCUCUUCCCCUUUUCUCUCCCUCUUCUCCUGCCCUCUCCGUCCCCGUACCACCAAACCUGUCUUAGCAGCACCCAGUAACAGCAACACGACGAGAACGCGUAAACGAGGGAGAGCCUCCCGCGAUUACGAAGAGCACAGGCACGCCGAAGCAGCGAAGCGCCGAGGAAGGAAGGGAGCAACAGCCAUGGGGCUCGACUACUACAAGAUCCUGGGCGUCGACAAGGGCGCCACCGACGACGACCUCAAGAAGGCCUACCGCAAGCUCGCCAUGAAGUGGCACCCCGACAAGAACCCCAACAACAAGAAGGAGGCCGAGAACAAGUUCAAGCAGAUCUCGGAAGCAUACGAGGUCCUGAGCGACCCUCAGAAGCGCGCGGUGUACGACCAGUACGGCGAGGAGGGGCUGAAGGGGCAGGUGCCGCCGCCUGGCGCCGGCGGGGCGGGCCCCGGGGGUGCCACCUUCUUCUCCACGGGCGGCGACGGGCCGACGAUGUUCCGGUUCAACCCGCGCAACGCUGAGGACAUCUUCGCGGAGUUCUUCGGCGGGUCCAGCCCCUUCGGCGGCAUGGGCGGCGGCGGCGGAAUGGGGGGAGGAAUGCCCGGCAUGCGGACCGGUGGGACGAGGUUCUCCUCGUCCAUCUUUGGGGACGAUAUAUUCGGCUCGGCGUUCGGCGGCGGCCCCGACGGGCACGGCAUGCACACCGGCGGGCGGGCGGUGAAGGCGCCCGCGAUCGAGCGAAAGCUACCGUGCAGCCUCGAGGAGCUGUACAAGGGCACCACCAAGAAGAUGAAGAUUUCCAGGGAAAUCGCUGAUGCCAGUGGGAAGACGAUCCCGGUCGAGGAGAUCCUGACGAUCGACGUGAAGCCCGGGUGGAAGAAGGGCACCAAGAUCACGUUCCCGGAGAAGGGCAACGAGACGCCCAACACGAUCCCGGCCGACCUCGUCUUCAUCAUCGACGAGAAGCCGCACCCGGUGUUCACCCGCGACGGCAACGACCUGGUGGUGACGCAGAAGAUCCCGCUGGCCGAGGCCCUAACGGGGUACACCGCGCACCUGACGACGCUGGACGGGCGCAGCCUGACGGUGCCCAUCACCUCCGUGAUCCACCCGGGGUACGAGGAGGUGGUGCGCGGCGAGGGCAUGCCGAUCCCCAAGGACCCGUCGAGGAAGGGCAACCUCCGGAUCAAGUUCGACAUCAAGUUCCCGUCGAGGCUCACGGCCGACCAGAAGUCCGGCGUCAAGAGGCUGCUCGGGCAGUAGAGAGCGAGCGAGCGGUUGCGCAGAGGCGGUGCUCUGUUCUGUGUCAAGACUUAUUCGUUUUGGUUGGACUGGAGACGGUGCGCAGCGCAGGGACGGGUUGAGGGUGCAUAGGAUUCCUUGUACAAUCUUCCAGAUUGGUGUUUGUUGACUGGUCCAUGUCGUGGCGACUUGCAAUGGUGGGACGGAAUAAUCGUUGAGCACAUAGAUUAUAUGUACCUGCUGCAAGAGUUGGUUGGAAUGGUAAUAGUAGUAUGUUAAGCGGUAUGGGAA
This is a messenger RNA of Panicum hallii, 1550 nucleotides long. Its product is annotated as dnaJ homolog subfamily B member 4-like. Bases 204 to 1280 code for a protein of 358 amino acids. Gene Ontology annotation, cellular component: cytosol. The record is from RefSeq and is a predicted model, not a curated record. The transcript has 3 exons. Gene Ontology annotation, molecular function: protein-folding chaperone binding. NCBI's taxonomy places the organism in Eukaryota, Viridiplantae, Streptophyta, Magnoliopsida, Poales, Poaceae.